UUGGGGAACCGAAAAUAAGAAUAUGCCCAAUAAAAUUGUUUCAUUUUUUGGGGAAUGUUCCCAUUUCCGGUUUAAUUUUUUUCAGACCGGAAGUAACAACGCGACAACGGAGGAGAAGAUGCGUCGCAUAAUUGAGAUGACGGUGCUAAUUUGUGGCAUCACGGUUGUCGUAGUCGUUUUCUUCCUCUCCGUCCGAAUUUCGGCCCAUCUCUUCAAAAAGUUCAAGAUAUACAGCAACCAGAGAUUAUCAGCCCCGAACGGAAAUGGGAACGGGAAUGAAAUGAGUGUCCAUUACUCGAAUGGGAGGAGUGCAAAUGGCGGAGGUUCCUCUUCUGGCGUGGAGUCUUCGACCAUCCGCUCCCCCACGGCGCCUGCUGCUUCUCUUUACGCCGUCAUGCCCGGGCACUUCCUUCACCAGCCUUGCUACCCGGGUAGCAGUAGGGACCCACCGACCGGAAGUGGUUCAACCAGCGGCGGCGGCGGCACUGAUGUCAGACCGACCUCCACAACGACGACGACGAUAAGCACGUCGCGACAUGUGGAUGGAACUUAUCGCCCCGGAAUUAGAGGCAUGAGCAGUAUCACGACGCAAAUUGAGGACGAUGCCCAAAUUCAUCAUCACAUCGCCCAAUCCUACGCAAGCACGUCACACCCAACGGCACCACCACGUGCAGAAACACCACCCCCACCCUACCCAGGACCUACCAAGGACGAGGUCAAAGGUCAAAGUGACCAGAAAAUUAACAAUCAACUUAAAAACAGAGGGAAGAAUGUAGAAUAAAUAAUUGUAAUUUAGUUUUUUGCAACAAUUUAAAGCAUUAAUUUGUUGUCUAAUCCUUAUUUGAUUUUGAUUGACUUUUUUAUUUUUUUUUCUAAUUUUUGAUUUGAUUUUUUUGGUACAACUCGCUAGAAAAUCUCGGCGUAGCUUGAAAAAAUGUUCAAUUGGUUGUGUUAUUCCAAAAUCUAUAACGUUUACAAAAAUUAUUGUACUAAAUUUACAUAAUUAUCGUAAAGGCAGAUCUAAAAACAUCUCAAUGUGCACAUAAUAAUUAAAUGAUACUUUCUCGCUUUUUCGGCGUUGGAGUGAGACAUUUUGAAUUUUAUUGCCCGAUAUUUUGAUAAUUUUAAAGAAUUUCGAUAAUUUUAAAAAUUUAAGAAUUUUCGAAAAUAGCGUGAUAAUAUCUAAAGGUAAUUGGAACCCUAAACCUAAUAGUUAGAUUUAUUAAUUGAAAUUUGUUUCUUUAGUUUUUCGGCGUUAACGUAAGACAUUUUCAAUUUGGUUGCCUAAUAUUCUGAUGAUUUUAAAGCAUUCUGAUAAUUUUUAAGAAUUCACGAAAAUAAUGCGUCUCGGAAAAUCUGCACUUUGUAAAUUCAUAAGAUUUGAGUAAAAUUUUUACCGAUCGGAACCAAACCGCAAAUCAAUUUUAUUUUGAGUGUUUCAAUUUCCACGACAAAGUAAUAAAGGAUUUGGUACACGGAGAAUGUAUAUGGCGAGCAGGGUGUAAAUCAAGAUAAUUGAAUAAUUAAUUACUAAUAAAAUAUUUAAUGGAAAAUUAAUUAUGCAAAUAAUGAGCAUUGCAAAGAUUUGAUCUAGCUGGUUAGGAAACAAAAAUUAAUAAGAAAUUGGUUUGAAAUUAAGAGACACAAUUAAGGCGGAUGUUUGUAAAUCUUUAGAAAAUACUAUCAACUAUGCAGAAAAAAUU
Messenger RNA from Folsomia candida, 1703 nucleotides. RefSeq lists its product as uncharacterized. Lineage: Eukaryota; Metazoa; Arthropoda; Collembola; Entomobryomorpha; Isotomidae. The transcript is spliced from 3 exons. The record is from RefSeq and is a predicted model, not a curated record. The coding region runs from base 23 to 781 and encodes 252 amino acids.